AUGGGAAUCCUCUUUCGUCGAGAGUAUUGUGACACUUGGGACAGCUAUGGCAACGUAUGCAGAAACAGCUCCUGGUACAGCUGGGGCCGCUGGGUUGCCUUUGCUGUUAUCGUGGCCGCCGCCUUUAUGAUAUUCUUCCUAUUCGCAUGCUUUAACGCUCGUCGUCGUCGCUAUAACGGCCUCCGUCCUCACCCCGGCACCGCUUGGCUUGCUCCUCCUCCAGGCCUCCUCCACCAAAUCAACCAUACUACGCCGACCCCUACUACCAACAGCAGCCGCCACCACAAUAUACAGCUCAGCCGCAGUCCUAUGGAUAUUUCGGUGGACAAUCACAGCAACCGGGCAUCGAACUGCAGUCACCGCCGCACGCCUACGCUGCUGGAGGCGAUCGGACAUAUCAGCCUCCGCCGGGCCCUCCACCCCAAGGUGGUCCCAAGGUGUAGAUGGUUGUCGGAUCCGCUGGUCCUUACGGAAGCAAACAAGCGGGAUUUGAAGUGA
Aspergillus clavatus NRRL 1 is the source of this 498-nucleotide messenger RNA. Its product is annotated as resistance to Congo red protein. NCBI's taxonomy places the organism in Eukaryota, Fungi, Ascomycota, Eurotiomycetes, Eurotiales, Aspergillaceae. The record is from RefSeq and is a predicted model, not a curated record. Gene Ontology annotation, cellular component: intracellular membrane-bounded organelle. The transcript is spliced from 3 exons. Gene Ontology annotation, biological process: vesicle-mediated transport. The coding region runs from base 1 to 498 and encodes 165 amino acids.